UCCUUCAAAGGAAUGGAGUUCUCCGAAAAGUACUGGGCAAGAUUAGUGGGUAAACAGAUAACUGAAAGCUACAGCACCAGUCACUGCUUUGCUCAAUGAACAUUAUCAGUUUAGUAAAUAAAGGGAAUCAUUGCAUGUUUUUUACAGUUUGGAGAACUGCCAUUUGAGAAUUAUAUAUUACGUAUUUUGUGCUGUGUAGCUCCCACUCACUGGAGAUUGACAUCUACAUCAGCUGUGCUGGUUACUGGACAUGGCAAACACUGAACCAAAGUGUUUCUGAUCUAUGAUCAUUUUGGAAAGUCACUAAACAUUAAUAUUCUUCUCUGCUUUAAAUAGUUGUAGGCCUGUUUAAGAGAGCUGUAAGAUGCCGAUGGUAUGCUUGACAGACUAUGAGGACUAUGCCAGAGAACACCUUCCAAAAGCAACAUGGGAUUACUACGCUGCCGGGGCAGAUGAGUGCUGUACUCGAGAUGAUAAUCUUCUCGCUUACAAAAGGAUACGUCUACGUCCGAGAAUGUUGCGGAAUGUGUCUGUUACUGACACUAGAACUACAAUUCUUGGCUCAGAAGUUAGUUGUCCAGUUGGUAUCGCACCCACUGCAUUUCACUGUUUGGCAUGGCCUGAAGGAGAGUUAAGUACGGCACGAGCUUCUGAAGCCAUGAAAAUCUGCUAUAUCACAAGUACUUAUUCGACCUGUUCUGUGGAGGAGAUUGCAGCGGCUGCACCAAAUGGACUUCGUUGGUUCCAGCUCUAUGUCUAUCGUAACAGAAAGCUUUCAGAGCAACUAAUACAGAGGGUUGAAAAACUUGGGUUCAAAGCACUUGUACUAACUGUAGAUGUUCCUUAUCCUGGAAAAAGGAGAGAGGAUAUCCGAAACAACUUUAAGCUCCCACCUCAUCUAAAAGUCAAAAAUCUUGAUAGCUCAUUUGAGGAGAGUAAUAGUCCUGAGGAGUAUGGUGUUCCUGUUCAAACAUUGGAUCCUUCAAUCAGCUGGAAGGAUAUUCAUUGGCUACAAUCUGUGACUCAUCUACCAAUUGUCAUCAAGGGCAUUUUGACUAAAGAAGAUGCUGAACUUGCUGUGGAACAUGGAGUCCAAGGGAUUAUCGUUUCCAAUCACGGAGGAAGGCAACUGGAUGGAGCACCUGCCACAAUAGAUGCACUGUCAGAAAUUGUGGAUACUGUUCAAGGAAGGAUUGAAGUUUAUCUAGAUGGUGGAAUCCGUACAGGAUGUGAUGUAUUAAAGGCACUUGCACUUGGAGCAAAGUGUGUGUUCAUCGGGAGGCCAGUUGUUUGGGGUCUGUCAUACAAGGGUGAGGAAGGUGUUCGGGAUAUUCUACAAAUUUUAAAUGAUGAAUUUCGCCUGUCUAUGGCACUUUCUGGAUGUAGAGACGUCACUGAAGUCAACAGUAGCUUAAUUCAGAUGUCCAGGUUGUAGAAAUAAUGGGUCAUUAUAUGACAACAGCUGCACAAAUGGAAGUCUAAGACAGAUUCCAUCAAAUGAACAAGACAAAGGAAACAAGAUGAAUGGCAGCAAUAUCCAAAAUAAUAAAUUCUGGAAGAUGCUGUACUAGUAUAAACGUUUGUGCCUAUAUAUAUAUAUAUAUAUAUAU
Protopterus annectens (West African lungfish) is the source of this 1610-nucleotide messenger RNA. RefSeq names its product hydroxyacid oxidase 2-like. Lineage: Eukaryota; Metazoa; Chordata; Ceratodontiformes; Protopteridae. The record is from RefSeq and is a predicted model, not a curated record. Gene Ontology annotation, molecular function: FMN binding; oxidoreductase activity. The transcript has 8 exons. The coding region runs from base 365 to 1435 and encodes 356 amino acids.